Centruroides sculpturatus (bark scorpion) is the source of this 336-nucleotide messenger RNA. Its product is annotated as glycine-rich protein-like. The transcript is spliced from 2 exons. Bases 1 to 336 code for a protein of 111 amino acids. NCBI's taxonomy places the organism in Eukaryota, Metazoa, Arthropoda, Arachnida, Scorpiones, Buthidae. The record is from RefSeq and is a predicted model, not a curated record.
AUGAAAACUUUCGUGGUUGCUCUCCUCUUCGCCAUCUUGGCAACUACUUUUGCUGGCUUCCUCGGACAUUACGGAGGAUACGGUGGAUAUGGUGGUGGUUAUGGAGGUUAUGGAGGUUACGGAGGUUACGGAGGUUAUGGCGGAUAUGGAGGAUACGGAUAUGGCCAUCCCGUAGGUCGUGCUGUGGCUUAUAGCACCCACAUCAAGCAUCCUCAUUAUUACGGACACGGAUACGGACUCGGAUACGGACUCGGAGGUUUCGGAUACGGAGGUUACGGAGGAUACGGUGGCUACGGAGGAUACGGUGGUUACGGAGGUUACGGAAAAUUCUGGUAG